UUUCUUCUGAAAUCUCUCAUCUUUCUAAGUUACACUUUCUUCGUCUCUAUGGUACUAGUCGUCUUCGACUCGUAGCUAAUGAUUUUAAAUUACUUCUUCAGAACUUAACCCAAUUAAGAGAGCUUGAUCUUAGUUUCACAAACAUCUCUUCCACCAUUCCUCUGAAUUUUUCUUCUCAUUUAACAACUCUGAGGAUGGGAUCUACAGGAUUGUAUGGGAUAAUACCUGAGAGUAUUUUUCACCUUCCCAACCUGGAAACACUUAGUUUAUUUUACAAUUAUAAGCUCAAUGGUUUUUUUCCAAAGACCAAAUGGAACAGCAGUGCAUCUCUCAGGAAGUUAGAUCUCAGUGGCGUGAAUUUUUCUGAUAAUUUGCCCGAGUCUCUUGGCUAUCUAACUUCAGUGCAUUCUUUGUCUCUUCCGAAUUGCAACCUUAGAGGGCCUAUUCCUGAAUCUCUUUCUAAUCUCACCCACAUAGAGCAUUUGUACCUUCAAGAUAACUCCCUGAAUGGAACAAUACCAUCAGGAAUGUUCUCCCGGCUUCCAUCACUAAUUCGUUUAUACUUGAGUAAUAACCAGUUUUCUGGUCAGCUUGAGGAUUUCAAGUCCAAUUCACUAGAAGAGAUUAUUUUAGGAGGCAAUCAGCUGCAGGGUCAUCUUCCCAAGUCAAUUCAAAACCUUGUGAACCUAACAGGGCUUGAUCUUUCCUUCAAUAAUUUUAGUGGCAAUGUGGAUAUCAGCUUAUUUUCAAACCUCAAACAACUUUUGGGUCUUAGUCUUUCAUAUAAUCGCAUCUCAUUGAUCAAUGAGAACAAAGUUAAUUUUACAUGGCCCGAAUCUCUUAAUGUGUUGCAAUUUGCUGCAUGUGAAGUGAAAGAAUUGGAGUUUCUAAGAUCCGCAAACCAGCUUUUGGAGUUGGAUCUUUCAAAUAAUAAGAUUCAAGGAAGAAUUCCUGAUUGGGCAUGGUCUAACUGGAUGUCAUUGAUGUCUCUUAAUAUAUCACACAAUAUGCUGACGAGUGUGGAUUCAAUUCCUCUUCUGACUGUAGAUACUAUUGAUUUACGGUCCAAUUUGCUUCAAGGUUCACUACCAAUUCCACCAAAUUCCACAAGAUACUUCUUCAUAUCCCAAAAUAAUCUUACUCAAGAAAUUCCUUCAUCUAUUUGCAGUUCGACAUCACUGAUAAUGCUAGAUUUGGCGAGAAACAACUUGAAGGGAGCAAUUCCGCAAUGUUUGGGUAAUAUUAGUAGCCUCGAGGUUCUGGAUAUGCACAACAACAAACUUUCUGGGACUCUUCCAACAAUUUUCAGCAAUGGAAGUUCACUGAGAAGCCUCAACUUGCAUGGCAAUAAACUAGAAGGGAAAAUUCCCCGAUCUUUGGUCAAUUGCAAAGACUUGCAGGUUCUUGAUUUAGGAGAUAAUCAUCUCAUUGACAAUUUCCCGAUGUGGUUGGGAACUCUUCCAAAGCUACGAGUUUUAAACUUGAGAUCAAAUACAUUGCAUGGGUCCAUUCAACCUCCAAGGAUUGAAACUAUUUUUCCUGAGCUUCAAAUCAUAGAUCUCUCUUACAAUGCCUUCUCGGGAAACUUACCCACGAGUUUGUUUCAACAUCUGAAAGCCAUGAGGACAAUUGAUCCAUCAAUGGAAGCACCAAGAUAUCGUGGAGAUACAUAUUACCAAGAUUCUAUUACAGUUGCAACCAAGGGGUUUAUGCGUGAAAUUGUGAGAAUCUUGUAUUUGUACACGGUUAUCGAUCUUUCAAGUAAUAAAUUUGGAGGGCAAAUUCCAAGUAUCAUGGGGGAUCUCAUUGCAGUCCACACAUUGAAUUUGUCUCAUAAUGGAUUGCAAGGUCAUAUACCGCCAUCACUCGGAGAUUUAUCUUCAGUUGAAUCAUUGGACCUAUCAGGAAACCAACUUUCGGGAGAGAUACCACAACAACUAGUUUCUCUUACAUCUCUUUCAUUCUUAAAUCUCUCCCACAAUAAUCUCCAUGGAUGCAUUCCUCAAGGACCUCAAUUUCACACUUUUGAGAGCAAUUCAUACGAAGGCAAUGAUGGAUUACGUGGAUUUCCUGUUUCAAAAAGUUGUGGGGAUGCUCGGGUAUUAGAUACAAAUGAUACUGCAUCUGGACUAGACGAAGACGAUGAAGAAAGAAAUUCUGAAUUUCUGAAUGAUUUUUGGAAAGGUGCUCUUAUGGGCUAUGGAAGUGGACUAUGUAUUGGAUUAUCCAUAAUAUAUUUCAUGAUUUCAACUGGAAAACCGAUAUGGCUUGCAAGAAUCAUUGUAGAGAUGGAACACAAAAUAAUGAUGGGAAGGAGAAAGAAGCAGCGAGGGAAAAGGGAUUACAGAAGAUAGCAAUUUGCUAACAUUCUCUACCAACUAAAACUGUGUUUCUGUUGAUUGGAAACAUAGUAAUAUGUAGAGACUCUGCUUACUGAUAUUUGUCAUCUGAGAAAGACAACUGAUUUGUGCAGACUCAUGUGUAUAAGGAUUGUGUUUUUUUCUUGUGUAAGUUGCAUUAAAGAGGUAACAUAAUCAAAAAGUCGUUUCCUGAAUGAAAACUUGUUUACUGAACUUCGAAUCACCGAUCUCUUUCUUCCACUCUUUUUCCAAAUGUGAUUGUGGACCUCGAAGACUAAUUAUAAGUAUUUGUGAUUUUCGUGGUUCUAGUGGAAUAGAGAAAGGAAAUAUUAGAAAAGCUGGCAAAAUGAUAAUAUGGCGAUGACAUGUCA
Solanum dulcamara is the source of this 2731-nucleotide messenger RNA. Its product is annotated as receptor-like protein Cf-9 homolog. NCBI's taxonomy places the organism in Eukaryota, Viridiplantae, Streptophyta, Magnoliopsida, Solanales, Solanaceae. The transcript has a single exon. The record is from RefSeq and is a predicted model, not a curated record. Bases 195 to 2354 code for a protein of 719 amino acids. Gene Ontology annotation, molecular function: protein binding.